This is a messenger RNA of Fukomys damarensis (Damara mole-rat), 1956 nucleotides long. It is a transcript of the gene Akap7, whose product is annotated as A-kinase anchoring protein 7. The record is from RefSeq and is a predicted model, not a curated record. Gene Ontology annotation, cellular component: cytosol. The transcript has 7 exons. Gene Ontology annotation, molecular function: protein kinase A regulatory subunit binding. NCBI's taxonomy places the organism in Eukaryota, Metazoa, Chordata, Mammalia, Rodentia, Bathyergidae. The coding region runs from base 61 to 1050 and encodes 329 amino acids.
GGCGAUUUCAGUGCUGCGCUAUUCUUUCCCCUGUGCGCAGAAGGAGGACGAAGUUCCGGCAUGUGUGACGGAGCGUCCAGCGAAGAGGCCGAGGCGGCGGAGUCUCUGAGCUGCAUGCCGUUUGCCACUUUAGGCAUUGGUGAUGCCCGCGAAGACACUGAUGUGCCUCAGAUAAACUCAAAGAAGAGUGAAGAAAAGGAGUCAAUUAAGAGUGAGCAAGAAAACAAGAGGAAAAAACACCAUAAAGAUUAUCAACCCAACUAUUUCCUGUCCAUUCCGAUCACCAACAAAAAGAUUACAGGAGAAAUUAAGACCCUGCAAAAUGCAAUAAUACAACAAGAUAAGCGACUGGCCAAAGCAAUGGUGGGCGAUGGUUCCUUUCAUAUCACUCUGCUAGUGAUGCAGUUAUUAAAUGAAGAUGAAGUGAACAUAGGUGUGGAUGCGCUUUUGGAAUUGAAGCCGUCCGUAGAAGACGUCCUUCGGGGCAGGCGUCUGACGUUGCCCUUCCAAGGGAUUGACACUUUCAGAAGUCAGGUUGGCUUCGUGAAGCUGGUAGACGGAGACCACAUCCCCCCGCUUUUGGAGAUUGCAGAGAUGGCACAAAGGAUGUUCCAAGAGAAGGGCAUCGUGGCUGGAGAAAACAGAAGUUUUAAGCCUCACCUGACCUUUAUGAAGUUGUCCAAAGCGCCCUGGCUCCGGAAGCGCGGGGUGAAAAAGAUAGACCCCGCAUGGUAUGAGAAGUUUAUCCACCACAGAUUCGGAGAAGAAACACUGUAUCGCAUAGAUCUUUGUUCCAUGGAGAAGAAAAAGCAAAGUGAUGGUUAUUAUCACUGUGAGUCUUCAAUCGUGGUUGCCAAGAAACCAUUUGGAACUCAAGACUUAAUUAAUGAAGCUUUGAAACAAGAAAGGAUGGGUCUGAAGUCCAAAGUGAAACAGAUAAAGGAACUUCUAUUAAUGCCCGAGACUCAGGCCAAAAUCAGGAAGGAGCUUUUUGAAGGAAGACUCAUUAGUAACAGUAAUCAAGUUGAUUUCAGUGCAACUUUGCCAUAAACCCUUCCUAGCUAUUACGGUAGCAUAGUUUAUAAAAUUUCUUCAGCUUGUUAAAUAGCUUGAUGGUAAACACUGAAGUGUUCAGACAGUUUCUAUAGAAUAGUAAACCAAUAUUGGGUGAGGAAUUAAUAAUUUCUUGCCAAAGAAAAUCGAUUUUGCCCUAUCGUUUUCUGAGCUGAUCUUGUGUUUUAGGGUGUUUGUUUUUAUACUGGUGAGUCAUUUUAUGGAAAUGACUUUUUAAUGAGCUGUUGUGAGAUGUUCAUCAGGUCCUUGCAGAACAAAAACAGACAGUGAAAAAUCAUCUGCAGACAAAACAAAACAAAACCAACAACAGUAUUUUAAGUGUCACUUGCCUCCUCUUGACAAGAUUGUUAUUAAAUCAAAAGAAGCCUCGUCCAGGUGUGUCCACAUUUAGUGUUACUUUUGAUGCGAAUUUGAAUGUUUUUUGAACAUUAGUACUUGAAUGAACAUUUAUAAAUGUAAUAAUUGCAAUCACUGGUUAAGAAUGUUUUGUAAUAUCUAUGUGUAUUAUUUUUCACUGAUCAAAAAUGUAGUUUGCUUUGUCAUUUCUUAAUGAGUAACUGUUUAGGAUUUUUAUUUUCUACUUUUCUGAAGAUAAAACCCAGGUCUUUAUGUAUCCCUUGUAAUUUGAAUUUGUUUGCACUGAUUCAUUUUUAAAGAGCAUUCUUGAAAAAUUUCUCUCCAUGUGAUGAUUAUUAGUAACAGCUUUUUCUAUGUUCACUGUAAAAUUGCUGCUACUAAUAGAUCACGACGGAGGGGGAAACGAUUGGAGAUCAAAUAUGUAAUCAUUCAAAUAUAAAAUCCAGUUUGCUUGUGGAUUUUAGCUAUUUUUUCACUGAGUAAAUUAUACUACAUUUAUUUAUAAAUGAGUUUAUGCUUUUUCAU